Molecule: messenger RNA, 1599 nt
Organism: Manihot esculenta (cassava)
Lineage: Eukaryota; Viridiplantae; Streptophyta; Magnoliopsida; Malpighiales; Euphorbiaceae
Product: bifunctional UDP-glucose 4-epimerase and UDP-xylose 4-epimerase 1
Exons: 9
Coding region: 180-1226 (348 amino acids)
Biological process (GO): galactose metabolic process; rRNA processing
Cellular component (GO): cytosol
Molecular function (GO): RNA binding; UDP-glucose 4-epimerase activity
Source: RefSeq, a predicted model, not a curated record
CUUUCGAAAAAUUCUUAUCCCAAAUCAACAGUCUCCUUGAUUUGCUCAAAAUAUAGAUUCUCGCUUUCCUUAUAUAAACGCCGACCCUUUACUUCUCUUCUAUUAAUUCUCUCUUCUCUCUCUUCAAUCCUUGAUUUCCGUUUCUGAUCAAUUUCUUCUAACAUUUGGCUUCGUUAGUAAUGGCUGAUCAAAAAAUUCUUGUGACUGGUGGGGCUGGAUUCAUUGGCAGCCAUACUGUAGUGCAGCUUCUCAAAGAGGGUUUUAGGGUUUCGAUCAUUGACAAUCUUGAUAAUUCUGUUAUUGAGGCUGUUGAUAGGGUCAGGGAAUUGGUGGGUCCUCAGCUUUCUCAAAAACUAGAAUUCAAUAAGGGUGAUAUUAGGAACAAGGAUGAUUUGGAGAAGUUGUUUUCUGGGACUAAAUUUGAUGCUGUGAUCCAUUUUGCUGGGCUAAAGGCAGUUGCGGAGAGUGUUGAAUAUCCUCGUCGUUAUUUUGACAAUAAUUUGAUUGGCACUAUCAACCUGUACAAGGUCAUGGCAAAAUAUAACUGUAAGAAGAUGGUAUUCUCAUCUUCUGCAACUGUUUAUGGGCAACCAGAGAAAAUUCCAUGUGUUGAAGAUUUCGAAUUAAAGGCAAUGAACCCUUAUGGAAGGACUAAGCUUUUCCUUGAAGCGAUUUCUCGAGAUAUUCAAAAGGCAGAACCAGAAUGGAGAAUCAUUUUACUUAGAUACUUCAAUCCCGUAGGAGCUCAUGAGAGUGGUAAACUUGGUGAAGAUCCCAAGGGUAUUCCAAACAAUCUCAUGCCUUACAUACAACAAGUUGCUGUUGGAAGAUUACCUGAACUCAAAGUAUAUGGCCAUGAUUAUCCCACGAAGGAUGGUAGUGCGAUCAGAGACUAUAUUCAUGUUAUGGACUUAGCAGAUGGCCAUAUUGCUGCUCUUCGAAAGCUUUUUACAAGAGAGGAAAUAGGUUGUGUAGCCUACAACUUGGGUACAGGACGUGGAACAUCAGUGCUUGAAAUGGUUGCUGCAUUUGAAAAAGCUUCUGGCAAGAAAAUUCCUAUCAAGUUGUGUCCAAGAAGACCUGGAGAUGCUACUGCUGUUUAUGCUUCCACAGAUAAAGCUGCCAAAGAACUCAAUUGGAAGGCUAAAUAUGGUAUUGAGGAGAUGUGCAGAGACCAAUGGAAAUGGGCAAGCAACAACCCAUGGGGUUACAAGUCAAAGCCUUGAUUUUCAUUCUUGCUCUUGCAAACUACACAUUAUUUUAGACCUCUGAUUUCAUGAGGGGGGUCAUAAUAACUGCAGAGAAAUGUCAAUACAUUUUAUCACACGACUGGAAAAGCUACUUCCUCUGUAUUCUAAUACUUUACCAUUCCUCACUCUUCUGCAAAAUAAAAUGUAUAAACAUCUCUACUUCCUUGUGUCACGGCCUGAACGUGCCAACCCCAAAAACCAUUCAAGCAGGCACUUAGCUUUUGGAUGAUUAUUCUUCUGGGGUUUGUUGGAUUAGUUUUCAUGAUCUUCUAAAACGGUGUAUGAGGCUGAUCUAUCUUGAUGAUAUUUUGUCAAAUUGCUAAGUGUACAAUGAAGCCCCUCUUUUUUA